UCCCUUGCCGUAGCCACAUGUUAAUGCACUUUUAUUGAGCAGACUGGCCUGUGAAGCAGCAGCGUUCGAGUUUUGUGAAUCGGGCCUGUCUUUUGCAUGUAAGGCAGAACACAAUUUGCCGUUGUUGACUCUAGUAAAAGCAUUAUGGGAAAAAGCAAGAACAAGAAGUUUAAACAUCCCCGGUUCUCUGCCGAGGGGCUACCCGCAUCUGCUGCAAAGGAUGUCGAAGACGAGGAAGAAGUUGAUUCUCCUGCCGGCGAGUUACUAGAGAAACUGCAGAGUCCCUGUCCGGAUGUGCGGGAGUACGCAUGUGCCAGCAUCUCCCGUAUGGUGCAGCAGAGCCAGGCCAUCCCAGCCUUCCUGCAGCGUGAUGCGGUGCGCUGUCUGGGACCCCUGCUGCUGGACCGUAGUCUGGCUGUGAGGGAGACUGCGGCCGGGGCACUCAGGAACCUCAGUGCCUGUGGAGGGUUUGAGGUGUGUGAAGACAUGGUGAAGCAGGACAUUCUAACACCACUGACUGCUUUGCUGAUAGAGUGCUGCAAAGGCUUUGACUCAGGCUCUGGCCUGUCACCAAAGUCCCAGAAGGACCAGAAGAAUCCAAAGAACCCAGUAGAAGAUGUAGCCAACGAAGCUGUGAACCUAUUGUGGAAUCUUUGUGAAAGCUGUAGCAGGGCAUUGUCAGUGUUCAAUAAAGCGGGCCUCUUAGACAUGCUGAUUCGAUGUCUGGAGCGACACCCGCACAAUAUCGAGCUGGCCUUGUCUGCUGCCCACUGCCUGCAUACAGUGACUGAGGACAACACAGAGCUCCUGGGUUCUCUGAGCACGGCCGUUCUUUCUGGGCUGGAGUCUGUGCUACUGUCUACACAACCAGGCAUGGCACACAUGCUGCUGCGGACACUUGCUGCUGGGUCGGUGUGGAACAUGAAGAGCUGCCUGCCCUCAGACCGACAGGCGCGGACCCUCAGCGCUCUCGUGGCCACCCUCUCUCAGAGCCUGGAGCUGGACUCGGGCACACUGAUCCCAGAGCUGCGAGAGGCUGAGGCGGCCCGGAGCACAGCCGUCUCCUCCGGCGUGGAGAUGGCAGAGCGGGCGGCCGGGGACGUGGAAGCAGAGGAGAUGGAGGAGGAGGGAGACGUGGGGAUGAAGAAUGGGAAAACGACCAACAGGGAUGAUGACAUCUCUGAUCUACUUCCUACAGGGAAGGAGGAGCUGAGGGAAGCCGUCGCACUGCUGGCAGCGCAGCAGACGUCCCUGGAAAUCAUCGUCAACAUGUGCUGCUCAGACGACCCCUCUGAUGACGAAUGGGAAGAGAUGUCCAGCAGUGACGAGAGUGAAAUGUGUCCUGAUGGUAUUUCUGAGGGCAACUCCAGCUUACUGUCCCCCCUCUGUCUGUCUGCUGAAGUUCACAGUGCCCUGCUAAACCACAGCAUCCCAGAGAAGGUCCUUAAAAAGACAGAAUUCCCCAGCAGUGCAGCCAUUGAAGUCUGUGGCAAGAGUCCAGCUUGGAAAGGCCUUAUAAAAAAGAUGCAGCGGGUACAAUGCCGGGCCCUCACAUGCCUCCACAACAUACUGUCUGCCAUGGAGUUCGAGUCCCUGGGGGGAGAGCCUGCUCUUCAGGCUCUGGCAGAGCAUCUCUCCAAACUAGUCUUCAGUAAACCAGAGAUUCCCAAACAGGAGGAGUUCUUGGAGGCAGUCACCAGUGCGGUGAGGUCACUGUUACAAAUCAUGGCCUCCAAAAACAUCCCACAGUGUAUGAGCGCCCAGCAGCUGAUGAGACUGAGCGAGGCAGCAACGCGCUGUGACACAGUCAGCGUGAGAGUGAACGCACUGGCAAUCCUUGGCAUCACAGGCAGCACGUUGGCCAGGGAGCAGGGCACGGCAGACAGCCUCCAGAUGAUAGGGAAUGCCUUGCUCCAGGUAGCCUCAAAGGAUCACAACAUGGUUGUGUGUGGGGAGGCUCUGGAUGCCUUGUUUGAUGUCUUUGCCGAUGGAAAGGAGGCAGAGAAAGCUGCGAAGAACAUCCAUCUGUUACCCUCCCUGAAGGCAUUGCAGCCUGUCUUCAAGGCCAAGUUGCGCAAAGAAUGUAAGGGAAAGUACAGCCCGGACCAGUUGUGUGUGCUGGACAACAUCAAAAUAAAUCUAAGAAGAUUCAUUGGAUAUCUGGAGACGCUGGAGUAGACCUCCAUACCUUAUGAUUGCAGCACUACAGUCUGACUAACCAACUGACAGGGGGAAGUGCACAGGUGUAUGAGACUGAUCAACAGCCAAAGGAUUUGAGAUUGGAUACUUCAGAGGACUGGAUAGAACACUUAAGUGAAAGUGCUUAAGACAAGAAUAAGAAUAUUUGUGUUUGAUUUUGUUCUGUUUGUUUUACCUAUUAUUUUUGAUGAAAAUACCAAUUUUUAUUCAGAGGACUUGAAAUCAAUUUGUU
Megalops cyprinoides (Indo-Pacific tarpon) is the source of this 2431-nucleotide messenger RNA. RefSeq names its product HEAT repeat containing 3 (gene heatr3). The record is from RefSeq and is a predicted model, not a curated record. The transcript is spliced from 15 exons. Bases 145 to 2178 code for a protein of 677 amino acids. Lineage: Eukaryota; Metazoa; Chordata; Actinopteri; Elopiformes; Megalopidae. Gene Ontology annotation, biological process: protein import into nucleus; ribosomal large subunit biogenesis.